GUAAACUGUCGCUAUCGAGCGAAAUUUUGUUAUGAAAAUAGUAACAAAGUACGUGAAUUCGAUUCGAAAUGUAAGGAAUUAAAACAUUUCGAAGACUUUAUGUACUAAACUGAUACAAAUAACUCUGUUGUUUUUAAAAUACGUCUUUGAAAUAUAUAAAGAAAAUGACGGAUCGUUCCAUCGCGUCAAGGCCUAGUCUUGAGCAAGUGAUUGCAAUAGUGGACUUCAUGGAGAAACAUCCUGCUUUAGGGUUGGGUCAAAUGAGAGGUCUUGAGAAGAGGGAUGAAUGCAAAAAGCUUUGGUUUAAAUUAACAAAGAUUGUCAACAGCCUCGGUGGACCUAAUAGACCAAUGAAAUCUUGGGUUAAAUAUUGGGCAGAUAAGAAAUCAACAAUCCGGUCAAAAGUUCAAUCCAGUAAUGGUGAUCCUAACACCUUAAGUUCAAAUAUAGAAAAAAAAAUAUGGGACCUGUUCUUGGCUAAUGAUUCAUCAAAGGAUCGGAGUUCUGUAAAACAAGAGUCUCAUUACAUGGACGAAUCAUUCUACAAUGAAGACAGCGGCGAGCAUCAAAUAGAGAGCGAACCCGUGUUGACUUUUGAGGAACCUAUGGUUGACUUAGAAGAACGACAAAUGCUUGUUAUGGAGAAACUGGUUAAAAUAAUGGGAGAUCAAGCGAACGCAUUAUCCCAGUUGGCGCACGCUUCUCAUGUUAAUGCACAAGCUAUGGAGAGAUUGGCGGAGGCAUCACAAAUACAGGCACGAGCUGUAGAGAGACUGGCUACAUCUUUCGAAGCCAUCGGUACUUCCACACACGACGUGAGGAACGCGAUGGUCGACAUUGACUCCACUAUGAAGAGGUUUUAUAACACUUCGCCCGCCUAGCACAGAUAUAUGUAGGCGGUGAUCACAUGGCAACACUCAUCGCCUUGGGGUUACCAUUGCAAAACACCAUUUUGGUAUUAUUU
Molecule: messenger RNA, 964 nt
Organism: Papilio machaon (common yellow swallowtail)
Lineage: Eukaryota; Metazoa; Arthropoda; Insecta; Lepidoptera; Papilionidae
Exons: 6
Coding region: 165-881 (238 amino acids)
Source: RefSeq, a predicted model, not a curated record